Messenger RNA from Xyrauchen texanus (razorback sucker), 5106 nucleotides. Its product is annotated as guanine nucleotide-binding protein G(z) subunit alpha-like. Lineage: Eukaryota; Metazoa; Chordata; Actinopteri; Cypriniformes; Catostomidae. The transcript has 3 exons. Gene Ontology annotation, molecular function: G protein-coupled receptor binding; GTPase activity; G-protein beta/gamma-subunit complex binding. Gene Ontology annotation, biological process: adenylate cyclase-modulating G protein-coupled receptor signaling pathway. Gene Ontology annotation, cellular component: heterotrimeric G-protein complex. Bases 884 to 1951 code for a protein of 355 amino acids. The record is from RefSeq and is a predicted model, not a curated record.
CACACACACGUCCUCCUCCCCCAUCGCUGCAGUGUCUCAGAACUGCCUUGGAGCUAACAAGAGGGGAAAUAGCACACCAACAAUUAUUAGAGGAGAGAGAGAGCGACAAAAUGAGUGAAUGAGUGCAUGUAUUUUAGAAGAUUCGGGCAGAUCCAAGGAUGAUGGUGAUUCAGGACUAAAGGGACGGAUUGUGUGCUGCCUCUGCAUACCAAGCGAAUGUUUGUCUGCUGCAUUGCUGUUCAAUGGACGGUAAACAGUGAAACGGAACGUGGGCCUGUAGCUGCCUCACUGGCUUAUGUAAGCAGAAUCUAGUACACAGAAGCCUGAAGCAGUCCACAAGAACAAAGGUCGGACAUUCCAGAGGAGAGAAAGUGAGUGAAGACAACUAAAGGACGGGAGAGGAUAUCAACAGAUGAAUCAGUCACAGAAAUACAGUGAAGCACAACGGACGCCAUGAGGGAUGACAGCAAAGGGAUUUUACGGUUUCGGCCUUCUCUACCUGAACACUGACUUGUUUAAUUGAAGUCCAACGUGCUCAGGGGAGAGUCCCCUGAUAUGAACCCAAGACCUUGGGAUUUAAAAGGCAAUCACGUCCUUAUGCCAGGGCCUGAGUGGGUCUUCCACCAUGUCAUGGUAGCAUUGUAUGGCAAAAUAUCCAAAUACAACCUUGAAAAAAAUUCUAGGCAAUUGCUAGACUUGGGACUAUGCAAGUAGUGUAAAUCUAAUCGGAAAUUUGCAGAUUUGAUGUUUCCAGCGAAAUAUUCCUCUAUCAUUAUUACGACUCUAUUAACAUAACCUUUUUAUAUUGCAUACUUUGUUUUUACUGCCCAUCGUCCCACUCCCUGGGAUUACCAACUCUGUGCAAGUCCAGGUGCAGCAAACCAUGGGGUGCCGUCAAAGUUCAGAGGAGAAAGAGGCCGCCCGGCGCUCACGGCGAAUCGAUCGUCACCUUCACUCAGAAAGCCAGCGGCAGCGGCGUGAGAUCAAACUCCUGCUGCUGGGCACCAGCAACUCAGGCAAGAGCACCAUCGUGAAGCAAAUGAAAAUCAUCCACAGUGGAGGUUUCAACCUAGAGGCCUGCAAGGAGUACAAGCCCCUCAUCCUCUACAAUGCCAUCGACUCACUCACCCGCAUCAUCCGUGCCCUUGCCACCUUGAAGAUCGACUUCCACAACCCUGAUCGUGCUUAUGAUGCAGUGCAGCUCUUUGCCCUCACCGGCCCUGCUGAAAGCAAAGGCGAGAUCACGGCGGAGCUCCUGGGGGUGAUGAAGCGCCUAUGGGCCGACCCAGGGGUCCAGGAGUGCUUCUGCCGCUCCAAUGAGUAUCACCUAGAGGACAACACGGCCUAUUAUCUGAAUGACCUGGACCGCAUUUCUGCACCAGAGUACAUUCCGACUGUUGAGGACAUUCUGCGCUCACGUGAUAUGACCACUGGCAUUGUAGAGAACAAAUUCACCUUCAAGGAGCUCACCUUUAAAAUGGUAGACGUGGGCGGCCAGCGUUCAGAGAGGAAGAAAUGGAUCCACUGUUUUGAGGGUGUGACUGCCAUUAUAUUCUGUGUGGAGCUCAGUGGCUAUGACCUCAAGCUUUAUGAAGACAACCAGACGAGUCGCAUGGCGGAGAGCCUUCGUUUGUUCGAUUCCAUCUGCAACAACAACUGGUUCACCAAUACCUCUCUCAUCCUCUUCCUUAACAAGAAAGACCUGCUGGCCGAGAAGAUCAAACGUAUUCCGUUGACGGUCUGUUUCGCCGACUACAAAGGCCAGAACACCUACGAAGAAGCGGCCGUCUACGUGCAGCGACAGUUUGAGGACCUCAACCGCAACAAGGAGACCAAGGAAAUCUACUCGCACUUCACUUGUGCCACUGACACCAGCAACAUCCAGUUUGUGUUCGAUGCUGUGACAGACGUGAUCAUCCAAAACAAUCUGAAGUACAUUGGAUUGUGCUAGGACAAGGGGAUGGGGGACGGGGGGUGCAGGCACGGCAAACAAUAACCCUUCGUGAAAGACAACACCUGCCUGUCGAUCUGCCUGGGUUCCCUUACAAACGUAUGUCAAAACCGGAAACUGAGAUGAGGCCCAGAGGAAAGGGCUACAUGCUGCCAUCCUGCUAGAUUUAUCAAUGUCCAACUAAAGGAAUAGUCCACCCAAAUAUUAAAAUGUAUUUUGGUGUUCCAUGGAAGAAAGACAGAUGUGCUGGUAAUGAAAUGAUGACAGAACUUAAAUUUUUGGGUGAACUAUCCCUUAAAAGGUCAAGGCAGAUUUUACAAGGUUAGUAUAAAGGUGUUUGCACUGGACAUGUGAGUAUGUAGACACACACACACAACAGACUUUGGGAUCAUCUCUCAAGCACCUGUUUGACUUGGAAACACUUGAAAGAUCUUUCCAUCCCUCUCUUGAGAAACUGAAGGGAUUCCGUACCAUCCAUUUAGUUUUGUCUUUCUUUUUAGGGACUUUGAUUUGCCUGAUUCAAGUAUUCCUGUUUUCUUCUAUUUUUGUGUAUUUUUCAUACUAAAUUGUUUUAGAUCUUCAAACAAGAUAAAACAAGGGUAACCUGAGUAAACAAAAAAUACAGUUUAAUAUAUAUAUAUUUUUAUGAUGCAAAAUGUAUACAACACCUAUAUCACCAAUUUGAAAAAACGAACUGCCCCCUUAAACUUAAUAGCUGGUUGUGCCACCUUUAGCAGAAAAACUACAACCAAACUCUUCCGAUAACUGGAGAUAAGUCUUUCACAACACUGUGGUGAAAUUUUGGUCCACUCUUUUUUGGAGAACUGCUUUAGUUCAGCCACAUUUGAGGAUUUUUGAGCAUGAACUGCCUGUUUAAGGUCCUGCCACAGCAUCUCAAUUAGGUUCAAGUCAGGACUAUGUCUAGGCCACUCCAAAACUUAAAUUUAGCCAUUUUUUUAGCCAUUCAGUGGUGGACUUACUCCUAUGCUUUAGAUCAUUGUCUUGCUGCAUAAUCCAGUUGUGCUUGAGCUUCAACUCACAGACAGAUGACCGGACAUACUCUUUUAGGAUUUUCUGGUAGAGAGCAGAAAUCAUCUUUCAAUUAUUGCUCUGGCCCUGAAGUAGCAAAAGCAUCCCCACACCAUCACAUUACCACCACCAUGCUUGACCGUAGGUAUGAUGUUCUUUUUGUGGAAUUCUGUGUUUGAUUUACGCCAGAUGUAACAGGACCCCUGUCUUCCAAACAGUUCCACUUUUGACUCGUCAGUCCACAGAACAUUCUCCCAAUAGGUUUGUGGAUCAUCAUGGUGUGUUUUGGCAAAAUUCAGACGAGCCUUAAUGUUCUUCUGGGUUAGCAGUGGUUUUCACCUUGCCACACUUCCAUGGUUGACAUUUUUGCCCAGUGUCUUUCUGAUAGUGGAGUCAUGAACAGUGAACUUUAUUGACGUGAGAGAGGCCUGCAGUUCCUUGGAUGUUGUCCUUGUUUUUUUUGUGACUUCCUGGAAGAAUCGUCGCUGUGCUCUUGGAGGAAUGUUGGAAGGUCGGCCACUUCUGGGAAGGUUUCUCCAUUUGGAGAUAAUGGCCCUUUGGUUCUUUUGAGUCAUAGAGCCUUUGAAAUAACUUUGUAACCCUUCCCAGACUGAUGUAUUUCAAUCACCUUUUUUCCUCAUCAUUUCUGGAAUUUCUUUCAACCUUGGCAUAGUGUGCUACUGGGUGAGACCUUUUAGCCAACUUCAUGCUGCUGAAAUAGUUCUAUUUAUGUGUUGAUUUUAGUGAGCAGUGCUGGCAGUAAUCAGGCCUGGGUGUGUCUAGUCCAGCUGAACCCCUUUAUGAAUGCAGUUUCAUAUAUUUGGGGAUUUAGUAACUAAGGGGGCAACGUUUUUUUCAACACAGGCCCUGUUGGUAUUGGAUAACCUUUUAAUUUUUCAAUAAAUAACAUUAUCAUUUAAAAACUGUAUUUUGCGUUUACUCAGAUUUCAUUUGCUUUAUGUUAGAUUUUGUUUGAAUUUAUGAAGCAAUUUAGUAUGAGAUAUAGGCUACACAAAAACAGAAGAAAUACGCAUGGGGAAAAUACUUUUUCACAGCACUGUAUGCUGCUUUUGGAGAGGAUAUAUAGAGUUUAUAUUAAAAUAUGCUCGUAUAUAAGAGGUUACAAGUAUCCUGGGAAUCUGAGAAAAAGAAAAUAAACUGAUGUCAUUUGGUUCUGCUCCAAAGGUGAAAACUCCCUCUGUGUGACGUUGGAGUCAAAUGACUUUUUACACAAGUUCACACUGUAGAUUAUUUUGGGCUGUCUGACCUCAAGGAAGCUAUCUAUUUACUUGUUUCUUUUUGUUCUGUUUUCCUGUUGUCUAAAAUAGGAUGUAAUCCAUAGUUUUUAGAGCAGAUGUCCUUCUUUCCAUGAGAGUGUCACACUGAAGUGAGCGUAAGUGUUUGAUUACGAUCAUUCCAGAUUCGACGAAGAAUAAACAGUGCCAAUAUAAUUGUAAAUUAAAAAAAGGCCCAUCAGUCAUGUUACUUUUUUGGUUUUUAUAGACCAAGAAAGUAUAUAUAUAUAUAUAUUUAAACAUUAAAAUAUGCAUGAUUUUGUUACUUUGGGAUUUUGAUAAUUUAUAGUUUGAUUUGCUUUCAUAUAUUUUUAGUUUUACUAACAUGCUCCAAAAAUAUAUAUCAAAGUCAAACACUGUGUAUGAUUGUACAUUUGUUUCCUGAGAGUUAUUUAUUGAAAAGAGUUUUAUGAGCGGAAAGAAUAAUCUACAUCCAGCGCAACCUAAACGUGGCACAAAAACAUUAAAAGAGGAUGUACACUCCAAAAUCUGUCUGCAAAAGAAAAAGAGAGAGGGAUGAGUAAGGGAGACAGGAGCAAAAUCUUUCUAUUCUGGUGUGGACGCUGUCCACUGUAUGUGUAAAUACUAUGUAAAGUACACUUUGUGAGACAAUGGGGGUAAAAAAAAAACUUUUUAUGAUUGACUGAAUAAGGGGGUCCUUCAACAGUCCUCCUAUUCAGCUAUGAAGAUGAACAACAAACCCAAAUAAGGGCUUCAUGAUUGAUUUUACAGGAUGUCCACCAAAAAAAAAAGAAGAAGAGGAGAGAAACAAAUAAACAAAUAAUUAAGUAAAAAAAGAACAAUAAUAGUGAAUAAACAGAAUUAUGCAAA